This is a messenger RNA of Bolinopsis microptera, 1898 nucleotides long. RefSeq names its product F-actin-capping protein subunit beta-like. Gene Ontology annotation, biological process: actin cytoskeleton organization; negative regulation of filopodium assembly; barbed-end actin filament capping. NCBI's taxonomy places the organism in Eukaryota, Metazoa, Ctenophora, Tentaculata, Lobata, Bolinopsidae. The record is from RefSeq and is a predicted model, not a curated record. Bases 21 to 851 code for a protein of 276 amino acids. Gene Ontology annotation, molecular function: actin filament binding. The transcript is spliced from 7 exons. Gene Ontology annotation, cellular component: cytoplasm; F-actin capping protein complex.
AUAUUUCUAGCACGCACGCCAUGAAUGGACAACAACUUGACUGUGCUCUUGACCUGAUGAGGAGGCUUCCUCCGCAAAACAUUGAAAAGAACCUUUCUGAUUUGAUCGACUUAGUUCCUGAUCUGUGCGAAGACUUACUCGCUUCUGUCGACCAACCACUUAAAAUAUCUAAAUGUAAAAAAACAGGUAAAGACUACCUGCUUUGCGACUAUAACCGGGAUGGUGAUUCCUAUAGAUCACCCUGGAGUAAUGAGUAUGAGCCUCCAAUUGAGGACGGCAGUAUCCCAAGUGAUAAGACGAGGAAAUUCGAGGUUGACGCUAACUUUGCUUUUGACAUGUACAGAGAGCAGUAUUUCGAGGGUGGUAUCAGCAGCUGUUACUUCUGGGACCAGGACAACGGCGGAUUCGCAGGUGCAAUAUUGAUAAAGAAGACGGGUGACGGAAGUAAGAAGUUCAAGGGAGCCUGGGACUCUAUCCACGUUGUGGAGGUCCAAGAGAAGGGCGCAGGUAGAAAUGCACACUACAAACUGAUAUCCACUGUGAUGUUGUGGCUUCACAAUUCUCGACCUGAGUCCGGCACUAUGGACCUAGGGGGCUCCUUAUCAAGACAGGCAGAGAAAGACGCGCCAGUGACGGACAUGUCAUCCCACAUAGUGAAUAUCGGCCAGAUGGUGGAGAAGAUGGAGAACAGUAUCAGAAGCACGUUGGAUACUAUCUACUUCGGUAGGACACGUGACAUCAUGAACGAGACCAGAUCUCUUGUCGACCUGAAAGGAAAGGAGAAGAUGGACAAAGUCAACAGACAACUCGCGACCGCAUUGGCGGAGAAGAACAAGAAGUCUGCGCAGUAAACCAUGUACAAAUACCAUGUUCAACUUCAACACUUCAUACACUAUACACGUGUUUAUACAAUGUACACGUGUAUAAAGUGUACAAUGUAUGAGUUAUGUAGCAGAACAUGUACUUCCAAUGUUGUUUACUUAGUAGUGUCUCGACCAAUGAAGUGACUUGAAAACUCUCCCGCCUCGAGGAGAGACUCAAUGUGAAAAUAAUGCAUUUUACGCUUUUUAUACGCAAAACCUGUACUUUUGUUAAAAUAUAUAUAACCGCAUAACAUAAUACUGUGAUCUGACAUUGAGUUGUUUAGUGUUUAACGACGAGAAGCACUAAAGAGUAGAAAUAGUAGGCGGUGUAUUCAAUAUCCUUUAAUCCUACUAGCUACCAUUUCUGUAGAAUUCAGCUUGGAAUGUUCUUAUGAUAUUAUGUUUCAUAACUGCUGCUAGUUUCGUAAUACAUAAGUAAAACGUAUUUUGUACACAAGUUUAAACCUUUUUUGAGAACAUUUAGUAUGAUUUUAUUUCCAUUACUCGAUUUCAAGUGACGAUAUUGGUGAUAUAUGUUAUAUUAGUGAUGCUGAGGAUAUAGUACAGAGGCAAGUACAUUAGGAAGGGGUUAAGUGAUCAGUCAGACAAGUUUUGAGGCACAUAUUAUGUAGAAUAUGAAAUUAUAAGUGUCCAUUUGUUGUGUUAACUAGUUUUAAUUUUUGUUUUAAUAUUCGAUGCGAGUGAUUUUUAUAUUGCAUUCAUUUAACACACAUGCGCAAAACCCGAUUUCACGUUUUUUAAACGUGAAACAUCUGAUUUUACCGAGUUAGUUAUACCACUGCAAGUCCUUUUAUUGUCAAAAGAUGUUAGGUGUGUUUUAAAUAUUCAUCGUUCAUUCGAACAAAACGUUGUUUUCGUAAGUUGUGCUAUUUUGUAGAGAAUUGGGAUCAUGAUGAAGCAAAUUGACCAUUAAUUCAGCUAUCAAUUCGAUAUAAUUCAAUUGUUCGUGAAUUGUACGGUUUUAUCAAUGGCUUGAUCCACUUGAAAUUAUAAUUAAAUGUGUGAAUUUGUUUA